Mytilinidion resinicola is the source of this 2100-nucleotide messenger RNA. RefSeq names its product FAD/NAD(P)-binding domain-containing protein. The coding region runs from base 117 to 1937 and encodes 606 amino acids. Lineage: Eukaryota; Fungi; Ascomycota; Dothideomycetes; Mytilinidiales; Mytilinidiaceae. The record is from RefSeq and is a predicted model, not a curated record. Gene Ontology annotation, cellular component: plasma membrane. The transcript is spliced from 2 exons.
GUAGGACCUAUACGCUCAGCCGCCUCUCCGCUGAGGUGAGGCUUAGAGCCCAUCUCUCGUGUGCCAUGCUCUGUCAUCGUCUGCUUCGCACUUUGCCAUUGGGAUAAUGCAGCAAGAUGCAAACAACAACACGAUGGCUCUCGCCUCCACGCUUCUGUCCAAAGCAAGUCUGGAAGUCAUGGGCAACUUCGUAUAGGUUUCAACUCAUAAAGCCAAUCCUCAACGUUUCAUUCCGUCCAGCUAUCCAGCCGAUUCCGUCCUCCAUACUGCUCUCGAAGGCCUUCGUAACUCGCCUAGACUUUAGGCCAUCUUCGACAUCACAUUUACGGUCCGGAACUGUAGCAUUCGCAGCAGAUACCACCUCGAAGGCGGAGAAGUACGACUUGAUUGUGGUCGGAUAUGGGGCAGCAGGAGCUGCUGCAGCAAUUACUGCUGCAGAAAAAGGCGCUUCGGUCCUUAUACUGGAUCGCGGAUAUGGUGGUGGCGCCUCAGCACUGUCGGGAGGGAUAUUCUAUGCUGGUGGCGGAACACCUUACCAAAAAGCUGCAGGCUACGAAGACACGCCGGAGAAUAUGUUCAAUUAUCUCCAGCAGGAAGUCAAAGGUGCUGUUGAUGACGAAACACUCCGCACUUUUUGUGAUAGCAGCGUGGAGAAUUUGGCCUGGCUCGAGCAGCGCGGCGCCAGAUUUCAAGGAUCUUUGUGCCCAUACAAGACGUCCUAUCCGACUGAUAAGCACUAUUUGUAUUUUUCAGGGAACGAGAAGGCCCAUCCGUACAACCUCCACUCCAAGCCAGCACCACGAGGCCAUCGAACUUUCGGUCCUAGUUUAGACUGCGGCGCUAUCCUAUGGCAAGCAUUGCAAAAGUCUGCCAAAGCGCUCGGUGUGCAAUUCCAGCCCCUCAGCCGAGUUGACAAGCUGAUCGUUGAAAACGGUCGAGUUGCAGGUGUCAGCUUCAAGACCAUCCCAGAGUCUAAUCCUGCUUUUCGAAGACAUCGCCGAUUGGCUACGCCAGCACUGAAACUCACGAACUUCCUUGCAUCUGUUGGCAAUAUUCUCAAUAGCAGAGCAGAAAGGAUAUGGCGACAGGCCGCAGUCGCACAAACGGUGCACGCUAAAUCAAUCAUUCUCGCAGCUGGUGGCUUCGUCUUCAACCAUAGUAUGAGGCAGCAGUACGCUCCAAAAUAUGCCCAAGUGUCUUCCCUGGGAACCAUAGGCGAUGAUGGUACUGGUAUACGACUUGGUCAAGAUACGGGAGGUCAGGUCACGCACAUGGAUCGAAUAACCGCAUGGCGCUUCCUCAGCCCGCCUUCGGCUUUGAUUGAAGGCGUCACUGUAGGCUUGAGUGGUGAACGGAUAAUGAAUGAAGAUCUCUACGGUGCUACUCAUUCCGAGGUUUUAAUCCACAAAUUCGAUGGCCGGGGCUACCUGAUUGUCGAUUCGACGAUUUGGAAAAAGGCCAUAAACCAAUUGCAAGAGCAGUGCCAGGACUUCCAAAGACUGCAGUUCAAUUAUCUCAGAUUUUGGGAUAGCUAUAGAGCUCACUCUCUCAGUGCACUUGCAUCAAAACUUGGAGUUUCAGCAAGUGGUCUCGAAGCUACCGUGAAUGCUUACAACGACGGUAUUCGGGACGGAAGCGGUGACCCAUUCAGGAAAGCUGCAGAUUUAUGUUCGCCUAUAAGCAAAGGCCCAUUCUAUGGUAUCGACAUUUCCAUUCGUCCAUCACCUUUGUAUUUUGUCCCCGGUGUCACACUGGGAGGACUUCAAGUGGAUGGUAAGUCAGGAUUGGUGAUGACGGACUCUGGAAAGACAAUUCCUGGGCUCUAUGCGGCUGGCCGUAACGCCGUUGGAGUGUCCUCCAAUUCCUAUGUUAGUGGCUUGUCGUUGGCGGAUUGUAUCUUCUCUGGACGACGCGCUGGUCAGCAUGCAAUGUCUUAGUGAGGGCCCCUCUCGUUAUAUACACACGCCCUUACAGUUGUAAUCACUCAUUAUGCCUCUAUUACUUACCUCUAGUACCACCAUAUGUUUCGUUUGUCAAUUCUAAUAGUUAGUAACUCCAUAGCUGAAUAAUAAAGGGCGGAGACCCAUAGUUAUACGCUGU